ACAAAAAAAUGGAUUCAAACUCAGACAUUUUGACUCAAAAGAAAAUUACAAGUCUGGCUUUAAUAGAAAAUGGAAUUAUUAAUUUAAAUGGAUUUGAAAUAUCAAAAGUAUCGGUGACUGUUAAUAUUAAUUUGAUUUCUAAAAGGAAGAAAAAUAGAGAUACCAAAAUUUGUGCAAAAACUAUCGAGGCAACUGUAGGUGUUUGUUUUUUGUUAAUUUUUAUUUAA
This is a messenger RNA of Meloidogyne enterolobii, 227 nucleotides long. The record is from the annotation of a GenBank genome assembly. Lineage: Eukaryota; Metazoa; Nematoda; Chromadorea; Rhabditida; Meloidogynidae.